This is a messenger RNA of Acanthosepion pharaonis, 876 nucleotides long. The record is from the annotation of a GenBank genome assembly. Lineage: Eukaryota; Metazoa; Mollusca; Cephalopoda; Sepiida; Sepiidae.
AUGGCGUCUAAGAUGUUCACCAGACAUAUACUGUGGGGUGUAGUGGCUUGUUCAAUAUUAUGUAUAGUGCAAGCAUUCUAUGUGCCUGGGGUAGCCCCUGUGGAAUUUAUAAAAGGACAAUCUGUAGAAGUCAAGGCUGUGAAAAUGACCAGUGUAAAGACGCAGCUACCCUAUGAAUAUUAUUCCUUACCAUUUUGUAAACCUAAAACUGGAGUAGUGUACAAAACAGAGAAUUUAGGUGAAGUUUUGAGAGGUGAUCGAAUUACAAAUACUCCAUAUGAGGUCACAAUGGCUGAAAACAAGGGCUGUGAAAUUUUAUGCCAUAAUGACCAAGCUGUCACUAUGACUAUAGAGGACAGCAAACUUGUGGCUGAACGUAUCAGGCAUGCAUAUUACGUUCACUUAUUGGUUGAUAAUUUACCAUGUGCUACCAAAUUUGAAAUGUUAGAAACCAGAGAAGUACAAUAUGAACACGGUUAUAAACUUGGAUUUGUAAAAAAUGAUGAGGUUUUUAUCAAUAACCAUCUGAAACUCAAUUUAAAAUUUCAUACUGAAGAUGAAACUAAAUACAGAGUCGUUGGCUUUGAGGUUGAAGCCAGAAGUGUUGACAGCAAUGAACUCACUCCUGAUAAGCAGAAGUGCUCAAUAAAAAGCAAAGAACCUAAGCCACAAAAGAUUAAUGAGAAAGAUAUCUCUCUCUCUCUCUCUCUCUCUCUCUCUCUCUCUGAUGAUCUCUCUCUCUCUCUCUCUCUGGAUAGAUAUCUCUCUCUCUCUCUCUCUCUCUGGAUAGAUAGAUCUCUCUCUCUCUCUCUCUCUCUGGAUAGAUAUCUCUCUCUCUCUCUCUCUCUCUCUCUCUCUCUCUCUCUCUCUGGAUAG